CAAACUCACGGCCUCCCAUUUGAUCGCCACAAUCGCCACUAUAACCAGCCAUGCCACUGUCAGAAUCUCCACGGAAAGUUGUGCCACUGGCAUUACCAAGCGAUUCAGAACCAUCGUCGCGCAGAACAACGACGACGAAGCGCAUGUUCUUUUGUGGGGUCGUUGUAGAGAACGAGCCCGGCCAACCUUUGCCUGAGGACGUCCAAGAAUUGGUCGCUUCCUUUGGAGAUCGCAUUUCAAGCUAUUCAGAUGGAGAAGUUCUUCCUGCUGCUCCGUCCGAGGCCGGCCCAUCAAUAUCAAAUCCCAAUACGCGCAAGCCAGUCACGACAGAUGCUUCCCCGAUACAGGACGUUAUCAACGAACUCGUCUCAACAGAACGAUCAUAUGUCAAGCGUCUACGAAUACUCAAAUACGAUUAUGCCGAUCCUCUCCGAUCCUUUGCACGGAGUAGAGACACUGCCAUCAUUCCCCCGUAUGAAGCGAAGACCCUCUUCGGCAAUGUCGACAAUUUGCUUCCCGUCAACGAACGUUUCCUGGAAGAUCUGGAGAAGAUGGUUGCAGACGAUGGGCCAGAAACUGUGGGAUACGUUGGAGACGUAGCAUUGCGGCAUUUCAAGGAGCUUCGAGGAUUUGACCAGUACAAGAAUUACUAUACAAAACGAGAAGAAGCCCAGGUUAUAUUUGAGCGGGAGAUGGCUAAGAGAGGCUCGGGAUUCGCUUCAUAUGUGGACCGCAUCAAGUACUCCUCGACGGACUCCAAAAACCGAGUCGGUUUGCGCGAACUGCUCAUGGAUCCCGUCCAACGCAUUCCCCGAUACACAUUGCUAUUUCGUACGAUGAUCAAACGCAUGCAUCCUAACGACCCUCAGCUCGCCAAAUUGCUAGAAGCAGACGAGAUAGCCAGCAAGAUUGCUUUGGCUGAGAUGGACGUCUCGACCGUACGAGCUUCUGUCCUGUCUAGUCUAAGCACCACUAUCGAUGGCUUUCCACCAAAUAUCUACUCCAGUGGCCGCCAAUUUAUCGAUUGCAUCGACGUAGAGGACUUGUGCACGGACGGACUCACGCCAGGAACCUUGUCAUCAGCGAACCCCCCGGAUCCCCUUCCCUGCUCCCUAUUCUUAUUCGAUGACAAAAUAGCGAUCGUCAAGCGUCCAUCAGACAAGGGAGCAAAAGGUCUUGCUGGGUUAAAUCAGCUGGACAGGGUGGUCCUCACACCAAGCACCCGAUCGACUACUUCGAAGAAGACCGGCUUGUCUUACAAAGGCAUAUUUGGCAUUACUCAAGUCGUUGCUACCGACGUCGAAUUCCACCUCUACCUCGAAAAUCCUCCUCAAGACCAAUCCGACCGAUGGGCUGGCAGACCAUUCCGUGCCUACACAGUCGCCAUCCCCCCUGCUCCUGCCAAUCUAGAUCCUACACGCGCCCGAUCUGUGAAGGAGAAGUUCUUGGAGAAGCUUUGGAACGCACAAGCCGUUCAUCGAACAAAGCUGGGACAAUCCGUCGUCCUGCUUGGCGCAGAGCGCGAAGUGGAGUCGCGAGGUGGACGCGUCACGAAAGCGCGGACAUAUUUCAACGUUUACGAGCGCACGCCAUUCUUGAGGGAAGUGAACAAGACGAAGGUCGUCGUCCAUAUCGAUGUGACGGGUACCGCAGAUCCCAUCCCUUUCGGUAUCGAUGGCCCGCCCAUGGUCGUAAUUCGCGUACAGCCUAUGGCUGGGGAAGUAUCACGAUACAGCGUUACUUCCUACGUUCCAAACGAGGAACCAGAGGAUGAGGAGAUCGUACAUACGAUGCGCAUCCCUGAGCGUGUGGUCCAUACAAUACACCAGUACGGACUGUUCAAAUUUCAAACCGGCAAGAACUCUAUCCCAACAACACCCACCGCCACUUCACGCUCCAAAGCAGCGAUCUUCGGUCUUGACGUACUCUCGCGAAACCUCUGGCAUGCGAUUCCCGGGUCAUCCAAGGGUGACAUCUUCGGUGGUUCAGUCAACGGUCAUCGACGAGCCAAAUCUACCAUCAGUCGCUCAUCGAUGUACACGCAAUCGACCCAGACCACGGCCGACAGUUUGAGGUCCUCUGCACGAUCAGCAUCAACUGCAGGUACCAGCCUAGUUAGCGAAGACGGAGAGUCCAUCGUCGAAAAGCCUUCAAGACGAACGCGGAACGUUCUAAGGCGACAGAGUCGAAGCAAAUCACCUGGAGAUACGAUGAGCGAGCCCGAAACUUCCACUCCCAAGCGACCGACGCAGUCCCAUGGGCGCUCGCAAUCGUUCUCCGGUGAGGAUUCCCUCUUCGAUGACGAGACGACUGAUCCAGGGCAUUUGUACCGGCGAGAGGAAGAGGAGAUGGAUCAGUCAGAGUGGGAUCUGACUCAACGUUUGGAGCUUGCGCGGCGAAAUAGUCGGAAUCAGCAUGGUGAACCUCCACUAUCUGCGACGUCUUGGGAUAAACCGAUAGAAGAUACGAUCUACGAAGAGGAGCCUCCACAAGCAAGUCUUCGACCGUUAUCAAGAGCAUCUGUUUUGCGUGUCUCUACACCAACACCACGACCCACGACACCUGACUUGGACACCGAAACUCCGCGCCGGCCCAGAUCAGGCUCGCAAUACUCGCUGGACGACCGGCCAAGAGGUCCACGAAUUCCAUCACCACUACCUCCUUCACUUUAUUCUCGUCCCUCUUCCCAGGUCAUUGAGACAUCUGACGAUGACGAAGGUGACGAUGACGAUUUACACUCUGCAUUGGACCACACGCUGGUGAACAUCAACAAACCUAUCGUUGCGCCUGCUGCAUCCCGGUCCAGGAUCCCGCGACUCGGUCCUGAUUCCUUCGACAACACACAGCAGACUUCGAGACCUCGUUCGCACACGUUCUCUCGGUACUCUAGCAGUGUUGUCGAGCCCCUUUCUAUCAAGAAAAAGGGUUCCGUACGUGACUCGACUGAUUCGUCCGUGCCGUCCUUACGGAGACCAUAUGUUCGAACAUCACCAAAGGCUGCUUCAUCGUCAAGAUUAGUGACCGAGCGACGUGUAUCGCCUCCUCAGAUACGGCGUGCUCAGACGACCGGAGCGCAGCCCGAACUCGAUCUCGACCUGGAGUCUGACUCUGAAGUUCCUUCCCAACCUGUCGAGUCCGUAACGUCUGUGGAUGUCGAACGCUUGCUGAGUUUGUCUGGGACGGCGAAAGAAGACAUGCUGUCGUCAAGGAAAGCCAUGAAACGCAUCAAAGCGGGCGCCGAGCGCAUUCGCACCACCUCACCACUACCUGCUGGACCGUCAGACGAUCGACCACAGUCUCCUGGCCUUCGACAAAUGUCCCGUAUUCCUCCUCCACGGCAUAACCCACCCCCGACAAAAGCUGCGCAAGAACGGCUGGAGGAGAUGAGAAACCUCAUCAGCAGACGUGUGGCUGGUGACGGCCCAAAUCGUGCUCGGUCACGUAGUGUAGUAGAGUCUGCAGCACCGGCAUCUACAUCGUCUACAUCACUAGAUGAACAAGUGAAGCUCAUAGACGACGCGGCUAACGAGGCAGAGAAGGAUCUUCUCCGAGCCAUCUCGAACCAUGAAACACUCGAAACGGACUUGAGGCAGCUUGUCGAGGACUUCCGAGAGCAAGCGACCCUUGUGGCCAGGCAGCAAUUCGAACUUCGGGCUGCAGCGCGGCAGCGCGAACUUUUGAAAACCUUGCUCACGGACGUUACAUUGGAAAAGGAUAUCACGUUCGAUGCAUUCAACGACGAGCUGGCUGGGUUUUUCGAUCAUGCUAACUUACCUGCAGACGAAGUAUGGGACGCUAUGGUUGAAGAUCUUCAAAGAGCCAUGGAACAUCGGAACGCUGUCGAUAAGGAAAACUUCCACCUAAGGCUACGACUCCAGGAGAUGGAGUCAGAAAAAGAAGAGUGGGCUGCUCUUCUCCGGGAACACGGACUUAUGUCCUAAAUCUAUAUCUUUUCAUGUUGUGUCAACAUUUAUGCGGACUAUCAUUCCUGGUCAUUUUGUGCUGUAUCAUUGUUGCCUUGUUGUUGUGGUUUGUAUAUCUAUAUUCACUCACGUCUGCCGAUCUAUACCUGUGGGUUUCAUUCUCUUCUGCUUUCCCCGUUCUCUUGACUCCGGGUACGAUACCUUAUAGCCUUACAUUUACACAAGGUUCCUCGCGAGAUAUCGUGGCUUGGUCUUCUUCCUCUUUGAAGGCCAUCGGUUAACCUUGUUCUCGCACAUUUAGAUGCUCUUUUUGACCCACUGUGUGGGCCUUUCCCAUCCAGUCGCUUCCCAGCCCUUUUCCCGUAAUACGUUUAGUGAAGACGGCCAUGACUCA
This is a messenger RNA of Stereum hirsutum FP-91666 SS1, 4317 nucleotides long. RefSeq lists its product as uncharacterized. The coding region runs from base 51 to 3941 and encodes 1296 amino acids. The record is from RefSeq and is a predicted model, not a curated record. Gene Ontology annotation, molecular function: guanyl-nucleotide exchange factor activity. The transcript has 14 exons. NCBI's taxonomy places the organism in Eukaryota, Fungi, Basidiomycota, Agaricomycetes, Russulales, Stereaceae.